Messenger RNA from Condylostylus longicornis, 907 nucleotides. Its product is annotated as 39S ribosomal protein L23, mitochondrial-like. Gene Ontology annotation, cellular component: mitochondrial large ribosomal subunit; ribosome. Lineage: Eukaryota; Metazoa; Arthropoda; Insecta; Diptera; Dolichopodidae. The record is from RefSeq and is a predicted model, not a curated record. Gene Ontology annotation, molecular function: structural constituent of ribosome. Gene Ontology annotation, biological process: mitochondrial translation. The coding region runs from base 215 to 670 and encodes 151 amino acids. The transcript is spliced from 4 exons.
UAUAUCAGAACUUCAGAUAUCGUGUAAAUACCGUUAAAAAUGCAUUGAUAUAUGUUGAUAUUUCCAUAUUGUCGUUCCAACCAUAUCAAAAACUAAUACAUAAUUCGAUAUUUGAGAAACUUGGUUAAAAUUUCUUAUGUAAAAAAUAAACAAAAUUCGUAAAGUUUAGCAGGUUUAGUUUUGGCAAAAUUAUUAGUAAGUGCCAAAAAAUAAAAUGUCAACACGUUGGUAUCCAAUUUUUCAAAGGAAUGGGCCACAGCUACGAGUAUUUUUGCCAAACUUUUGGUUGAAGCUUGUCCGAACACCUGAACCACAACCCAAAAACGUAAUUACCUUUAUUUGUUCAAUGGAAAUGACGAAGUAUGAUAUCAAGAAUUAUUUGGCAAAAAUUUACAGCUUAUCGGUUGUAGAUGUGCGAACAAGAGUAGCGCUUGGCGAAAUAAAACGUGACAGGAUUAAAAAUUAUAUAACUAAAGAUGACGAUACGAAAUAUGCUUAUGUUACCUUACCCAAAGAUCAAAAGUUCGGCUUUCCAAACUUAUUUCCUGAGAAAAACAAAGAAAAGAAAGAAAGCGAAGACAGAGCUAUCGAGGAUUCUAAAAAAGGCUUUAAAAAUUUUUUGGAUAGAAACAAAAGUCGUCCUGGAACUCCGAGUUGGUUUUCAAUUUGAAAACAGAUUAACUUCCAUAUUACAUACAUAUUUCAUUUUAUUACGUGUAAAAAGUGCAAAGUAGAUUUGCGAAAGAAAUCAAGAGAAAGUAAUAAAUAUCCCAAGUUUCAAAAAUGUUAAUCCGAAAAAAUGUACAAAAGAAUUAUUUGUAUAUUAAGUUAAAUAUGUGUAACUUUUGCUGGUGUAAAUUUGAAACUAUUUGGACAUAUCACCAUAAUAAGAACCUCUUAAAUGAUG